AUGUUUUCCAUCUCUCAACACCCAAGCUUCCCCUCGAGGCCAUCGCCACCUACCCGCGCAGAUACUGAUUUCUCCCACAUCAACACUCCCAGCAGUGAUGUGUAUAUGGGAGAAACUAUCUCAGGGUUCUGUACGCCUAACUCAGCAUCAACCCCUUCUGAGAAGCUCGAUAUAACAUACGAGACGAUGACUUUUCCGCUCUCGGUGCCAAAUCGCCUCCACCCUAUAGCCAUCCCGCUCCGAGAUGAAUUUAUAUCCACCAUUGCUGAGACGCCCUCCACCGCUAUUGCCUUCCUCGCCGACUUUAUGGUCUUUCUGACGAAGAAGAUUGAGAGUCCAGAGAGUGAUCCAAGAGAUAUCGAUACCUAUAAUACAAUACUAGCCUUAUCCUUUGAGACCUUCGAGCACGACUUUCUCCAAGGCAACGAAGUACAUGCCGUGGUGGCAGAUUUUGAUCUUACUUCCGACGAAAGCACCGCCAUCAUCUCUACUUAUUUCCAAGCUCAGAAUAUCUUGGGCCGAUCAAGCGGACGAGUGCCAUCUGCCCUGUGUCGGGCGGCAAACGUUGGAAAGGCUACUGUGUACGCUAUCUUCGGGGGGCAGGGAAGCGACAAGAAGUAUUUUGACGACAUCCGGAACGUCCAUACGACUUAUCGGCCUCUCAUCAGCCAGUUUGUGCGCGAAGCCUCGAACCAUUUGCAUCGGCUUGCAGACGACGAAAGAUUCCGCACUCAUUACCCUCAGGGGCUAAACGUUGAGCAAUGGCUCCUAGACGAGGAAUCACAGCCCGACCAUGAUUACCUCGUUACGGCUCCCUUGAGUUUCCCGUUGAUCGGACUCUUACAACUCAUGCAUUUUAAAGUCACAUGCCAUGUUUUGGGAUAUACCCCCCGACAAAUGAACGAGACCCUUAACGCCGUGACUGGUCAUUCUCAGGGAAUUGUGAUUGCGGCAACUGUCGCAGCAGCGACCUCCUGGAAGUCAUUUGACAAGUUGGCGCUGGAUGCUCUAAGCAUUCUACAGUCCAUUGGCGCUCGAAGUCAGGAAAAGUUCGCUGUUGCGUCGCUAGAUCCCGAAAUUUCCAACGAUGUAGCGGACAAUGGUGAAGGCUCCCUAUCACCUAUGCUCAGCAUAGGUGGCCUACCUGUUGAAGAGGUGCACAAGUUGGUCGCCAAGGCCAACAGCCAUCUCCCCAACGGGGAGAAGGUGGAAGUGGCACUAAUCAAUAGUCCUACUUUGACGGUAGUAGCUGGGCCACCGCUCUCUCUAUAUGGUCUCAACUUGUUGUUGCGGGGACUGAAACCCGCCAAUGCAAGCCAGAGCAAGAUACCUUUCAGCCAGAGGAAGCCGAAUAUCGUGAACCGAUUUCUCCCUAUUACCGCGCCUUUCCACAGCUCCUACCUCGGUGAGGUCGCCGCCUCAGUUGCAGUGGAUGUUAAGGAGGUCUCUCUUCUAGGGAACGAUCUACGCAUCCCCGUCUUUAGCACCGUCAACGGAACGGAUCUCCGCUAUAGAGGAGUAACCAACAUCAUUCCUGAAAUUGUUUGCAUGAUUACGGAAAACAUACUUCGGUGGCAAGCUGCUACAGAUUGGGACGAUGCCACACACAUCCUUGAUUUUGGCCCCGGAGGCAUAUCUGGCAUCAAGCCGAUGAUCAGCAAAAAUAAAUACGGCGCCAGUGUUCGGGUUAUCAUUGCCACUCGAAAUGAGGGAACCUCGAGAGAUGUUGGAUAUAAGUCUGAAAUCUUCAAUAGCGAUCACCCACGACUUCUCUACGGCGAGGUUUGGGGCCAGAAAUACGAGCCCCGACUAAGCACGAGUGCGAUGGGGCAAUCAUAUCUCGACACCAAGUUCAGCCGGCUUUUAGGCCUACCACCAAUCAUGGUAGCUGGCAUGACUCCUACGACUGUUUCCUGGGAGUUUGUCGCCGCCACUAUGAAUGCCGGGUAUCAUAUUGAGCUUGCGCUAGGUGGCUAUCAUAACGCCGCUGCUUUGACGGCCGCUAUUGACAACAUCGUCAAAAGCGUGACCCCAGGGAGGGGUAUCACUUGCAACAUUAUCUAUGCCGCUCCGCAAGCAGUCCGGUGGCAAAUUCCAUUGCUCACCGAGCUUCGAGCCAAAGGCGUUCCCAUCGAUGGCCUCACUAUCGGGGCCGGAGUCCCUUCCGUUGAGGUUGUGAAUGAGUAUAUCAAUACUAUGUCUCUUAAACAUAUCGGGCUCAAGCCUGGCUCAGUCGAGGCUAUCCAUCAAGUCAUCAAGAUUGCCCGUGAGAACCCCAAUUUCCCAAUCAUUAUGCAAUGGACCGGAGGUCGCGGUGGUGGCCAUCAUUCAUACGAGGACUUCCAUCAACCCAUUUUGCAGACCUACAACCAGCUUCGGCGCUGUGGAAACAUCAUUCUUGUGGCUGGUAGUGGGUUUGGAGGUUACGAAGACUCCUACCCCUACAUGAGCGGCACCUGGAGUGAGAAGUACAACCAGAUGCCUAUGCCAUUUGAUGGUGUAUUACUGGGAAGUCGAGUUAUGGUUGCCAAGGAGGCAAAAACCAGUCUUGCCGUCAAGGAAGCCAUUGUUAAUACGCCUGGAGUUGACGAUUCCCGCUGGGAGGAGACAUACAAGGGAGAAGCUGGCGGCAUCAUCACAGUCACCUCUGAAAUGGGGGAGCCGAUCCAUAAGCUAGCGACUAGAGGUGUCAAGCUUUGGUACGAACUUGACCAUACGCUAUUCAAAAUCGAUAGAUCUAAGCGUGUGGCUUGGCUCCAGAACAAAAAGGCAUAUAUUAUCGGACGCCUCAACAACGAUUUCGCCAAGCCCUGGUUUGGGAGAAACUCAGCUGGAGAAGUGGUCGACCUCGAGGAAAUGACCUACUCUGAAGUCACCUUCCGCAUUAUCAAUCUCAUGUAUGUUGCAAGUGAGGGCCGAUGGGUAGAUAAGUCGUGGCAGAAGCUGCUAUACGACUUUUUGCUCCUAGUCGAAUCUCGAUUCCUCCCGUCUGGUGAAAAGUCGUCGUCAUUUUUCAAAGGCAUUAGCGAUCUUAGCAAUCCGGAGAUGAAAGUGCAGGAGUUCUUCAACAAAAACGCGAAGAUAUCACAGCAAUUAAUUGGCUAUGAAGAUGCGAAACACUUCGUGAUGAUCUGCAAGAGACCGGGUCAGAAACCAGUUCCAUUUAUACCGGUUCUUGACGAGGAAUUCGAGACGCUUUUCAAGAAAGAUUCACUAUGGCAAUCGGAAGAUAUUACUGCAGUUGUGGAUCAGGAUGUUCAGCGAGUUUGUAUCCUGCAAGGCCCUGUUGCUGUUCAAUGGUCAAAGGUUGUCGAUGAACCUAUUAGCCAAAUACUGGGUAACAUCCACAACGGCUACAUCGAGAGGACUCGGGAAAUCGCCCACAACGACGAGAUGGACAUCGUUCCCGAUAUUGAUUGCUUUGGCAACUUUUACGAGAACGUGUCCCUGAUUCCAAAUGGAGUCACGGCAUCCGAGCACGAGAGUGGUAUACUUUACCAAAUAGAAAAAGAUGCGUCCGUUGAUCUGUAUCAAUGGCUUAGCUUUUUGGGAGGUAGCAACAGCGACUGGAGAGAAUCUUUCUUUAAAACUCGGUCAAUCGUCCAAAACCAGACUGUCCACGAGAAUCCAGUGAGAAGGAUUUUCAAGCCUUCAUCCGAUACUUUUGUUCUGAUGGAAGAUACCCAAAACGCGGAGAAAACAAAGAUAUCCUUGAUGGAGAACUUCCAAAACGAUGGCAAGGAGCAGAUGAAAGUGGUGGAGAUCAGGGCAGAAGCGGCCAAUGUUAUUGUCAUGGAAAUAUUUGACCAUCGCAAUGCCCUUGGAAUGCCUACUGGCCUUGUUCUACGUUAUAAUUACCACCCUGAAGCACGUUUCGCUCCUAUACAUGAGGCCAUGCGUGACCGGGAAGAUCGCGUCAAGGAUUUCUACCAUCGUCUUUGGUUUGCUCAAGACCUCCCUACAGUCGCGGUUCCGACGACCAAUCGAUUUGAUGGCGGAGAAUUUACGGUUGAUGGGCAUACCAUAGCUAAAUUUGCACACUGCAUUGGUAAUCAGGACGAUGCCUACAGCAAGCGUCUUGGUAAACAGCUCUCUGCUCCACUGGACUUUGCAGUUGUUGUAGCUUGGAAAUCUCUUAUGCGGCCCUUGUUUGCUCAGGGGAUUCAAGGCGAUCUCCUAAAGCUGGUCCAUCUCUCAAAUGAAUUCAGAAUGGUACCUAACGCCGAGCCAAUCCGAGAAGGCGACAAUCUCAAGUCAGAGUCUUAUAUCAACGCGAUUAUCAAUCAAGACUCCGGCAAGAUGGUAGAAGUGCAAGGAUACAUUCACAGGGACGGGAAACAGGUCAUGGAGCUUACCAGCCAAUUUCUCUAUCGUGGAACCUUCAAGGACUUCGAGAAUACUUUCUCCCACGUGAAGGAAGCUGAUAUGGAAAUCUAUCUGGAAACACCCAUGGAUGUGGCUAUCUUACUAUCGAAGAGUUGGUUCCAUCUCUAUGACCCAAAAUUUGACUUGCUUGGCCAACGACUUAUCUUCAACCUCCGAUCCGCUUAUCAUUUCGAAGAUAAUACUAUCUUCAGUGCCGUUAAGACCACCGGAGAUGUGAGAAUAAAGGCAUCAAGGAAAGAUCUUGCGCCGAUUGCUACAAUCACUUAUAUGGCUGGUAGAUCAACUGGAAACCCAGUUACAGACUACUUGAAACGCCAUGGAGCAACAUUGGAGCCUCGCCGCAUCUUUCCAAAUCCUGUCCCAGCGGGAGAGGCCCCGGUGGUAAUUGAAAUGCCGUCGUCCAAUGAGGCAUAUGCCGUCAAAUCUGGAGAUUACAACCCCAUUCACGUCUCGCGAUCUCUAUCCAAGUAUGUCAACCUCCCAGGGACCAUCACACAUGGAAUGUACACCAGUGCCCGAGCGAGAAGCACUGUAGAACAUUUGGUGUGUGCUUCGCACACUAAACUCUUCAAGACUUGGAAGUGCUCAUUUACAUCUAUGGUGCUACCCGGGGACAAGCUUGAGGUGCAAUACUCUCACAUCGGGAUGAUUAGCGGGAGGAAAAUCAUCAAAGUCGAAGCCAGCAAUGUCGAUACCCAUGCAGUAGUUCUGGUUGGUGAAGCUGAAAUCGAGCCCGAGGAUACCGCGUAUAUCUUUACUGGACAGGGAAGUCAGCAAAAGGGUAUGGGCAUGGAGCUUUACGCUACAAGUGAUGCUGCUCGGCGUGUCUGGGACUACGCUGAUAAGCAUUAUCAUGAGAAUUAUGGCUUCAAGAUCACCGACAUUGUGAAAAAUGACCCCAAGGAAUUGACGGUCCAUUUCGGUGGUCCUCGUGGUAGACAUAUUCGUGAAUCCUACAUGUCCAUGACGUAUGAACAGAUUGGCCCUGACGGGACGUCUCGCAUCGAGAAGGUCUUCAAGGACAUUAACGAGGAAACCGAAUCGCAUACAUACCGCUCUGCUACCGGUCUUCUGUCUUCCACUGAGUUCACCCAACCAGCUUUGGCGCUCAUGGAGUUGGCUAUCUUCUUUGACUUGCAAGAUCGUGGCUUGAUCUCCGAUAAUAGCCCCUAUGCUGGCCACUCCCUUGGUGAGUACUCGGGAUUGUGUGCGGUAGCAAACAUCAUGUCAAUCGAGAGCCUUACGUCCGUUGUCUUCUAUCGUGGCUUGACGAUGCAAGUUGCUGUCGAGCGUGAUGAGUUGGGCCGCUCAAAUUUCAGCAUGUGUGCGGUUGAUCCCAGUAGACUCACUAAAGGAUUCAACGAGGCGGCUUUGAAACUCAUAAUCCAAAGAAUCAGCUUGGAGACUGGGUGGUUACUCGAGAUUGUCAACUACAACAUUGCUAACUUGCAAUAUGUCUGUGCUGGCGAGCUCCGCGCACUUGAAUGCCUCACCAAUAUCCUGAACAGUAUCAAGGAAAAGAACGUUAUUGUGGAGGCAAACUCAUCGGGCGACUCCGAACCUCUACUACAAGACCUCACACCAAGCCAACAUCAGAUAUUGGCCAUCACACAUGAUGAAAUCCGUGCCAUAUACAAGACGCCCGUCAAAACCCUCACGCGCGGCAAAGCUACCAUCCCGCUCAAGGGCAUCGACGUACCCUUUCACUCGUCCUUCCUCAAGCCCGGCGUUGGCAGCUUCCGUAACGUGCUCCGUCACCAUAUCAAUCAGGAUACCCUCGAUUUGAGCAAGUUGAGUGGUCGAUAUAUCCCAAAUCUGACUGCAAAGCCGUUUGAGAUUAGUGAGGAGUCGUUCAAAGAGGUGGCUGCGUUGACAGGGAGUCCACUAUUAAGAAAAGUCGCAGAUGACUGGGAGGCCUACUCACUUGGGAAGAAGUCCCUCGCUGAUAUUUACCAAAUUUGA
Messenger RNA from Venustampulla echinocandica, 6348 nucleotides. RefSeq lists its product as uncharacterized. Gene Ontology annotation, cellular component: fatty acid synthase complex. Lineage: Eukaryota; Fungi; Ascomycota; Leotiomycetes; Helotiales; Pleuroascaceae. The record is from RefSeq and is a predicted model, not a curated record. Bases 1 to 6348 code for a protein of 2115 amino acids. Gene Ontology annotation, biological process: long-chain fatty acid biosynthetic process. The transcript is spliced from 5 exons. Gene Ontology annotation, molecular function: enoyl-[acyl-carrier-protein] reductase (NADH) activity; [acyl-carrier-protein] S-acetyltransferase activity; fatty acid synthase activity.